Porites evermanni is the source of this 11222-nucleotide messenger RNA. The record is from the annotation of a GenBank genome assembly. Lineage: Eukaryota; Metazoa; Cnidaria; Anthozoa; Scleractinia; Poritidae.
AUGUUAACAGCAGCGUUUUUUACUUACCUUUCGUUUCUUGCGAUGGGUGCAGAGUGCACUGCUGAAGCUAAACACUGGGCUCUGAUUGUAGCGGGCUCCAAUAGUUGGUAUAAUUAUAGACAUCAGGUAAGUUGAAAAUCUAUUCAAGCUUAUUUCUGUUGGUCAGUCCUAGCGCAGUGCAUGAAGCUCUAGUAUAAAAAAAAUAAAGUAAGGCUUUGAUCAGCUAAGCAUUAAGAGGAAUUCACUUAGGUAAAAAAGAUUAACCUUGACUUACAUGUACGACGGGCGCGACCGCAUUCCGCAUUCCAGCCCGGUCGAACGCUUGCAACUCAAUCAGGGAACGUAGGACGAUAGGAAAACGAGUUCCACUUCUACUUCUACUACUAAAUUUCCGGUCUAAUGUAGAAGUUUAUUAAGUGUACGUGUUUUGAAUGUAUAAGAGGAGGGAUCUUCCAGAAUUUCAACUUACAAAAAAAGCUUUGGAAUGAACUUGCGGCUUUAGAUGAAAAUCAGUACAGAUUUACAUUUUUACUGACUACAUGUAAGUUUUCCCAUAUAAUUAAAUUUAAUUGAUGUUAAUGCAUUCAAAAAGAUCUCUUCUUUUGUUCUUGUUCUAUUCACUGAAGUUUUCUCUCAGUCACACAGCACUGGGUAUCGGCCCCCAACCCCUAACCAUUAAGUUACUUGCAUUUUGGCCCUGCUGUUUUUAACAUAUUAGUAAUGAAGCAGCUGAUGAUCACAAGAUGGUUUUGAACUAUAAUACUGUAUGACCUCAGUCAAGUGCUGUAAUGCUUUCUUCCGUAUUGCGUUCUGUAAAAAUGACACCGCAUUUUUGAAUUGCACUGAUCGACUUUUUUGUCAGUGUCUUACAUCUAUGACAAUAAAAUUUAGCGCAUUGAUGAAAUGACACUCUAAUGAUCUGAUAUUAAGAACAAUAUUAUCAAUAUUAAUAUUAAUGAUAAAAAUAUUACAUUUGUACCAAUGGUAGUGACCUUAGUCGUGGAGGCACACUUUGAGGCGCAUGCUGUUGUUAUCAUCAUUACAAGUGGCCCGUCAAGUAUUCAAGUGAGACGAUCCUCUCUUCACAGACAUGACUUGCAUAAAGUGCCCCACAUUUGGGAUGCAGAGACCUUUUUUCAGACAAAUUUAGACAAUUUAGACUGUAAUUUAAUAAUAAAUCUUGGAUGUCGUAAUGCUAUCAUUACACUUGAAAUAAUGGCGGAGUAGAGAGAUAUUUAUCUGUACAAGUGGCAUAUAAAGUAUUUAAGUGGUUUAUUGCUCUCUUUAAAGACAUUACAUCAUAUCAAGUUUUGUGCUCUGCAUUUGGUGCACAGAGACCUGUUUCUGAUCAUCUGCGACAGGAUUAAUAAUUAGUUUAUGAACAGUAAUUAAACCUAAAUGACAAGAGAGUUAAGUGAAGGCUUAGUCGUGUAUAUUGAUGAAAACAUACUUUCUGCAUGGUUUAUUUGUAUUUUAAUUGAAGUUCUGCAAAAAAACACUUUUGGUUUUUUUGAAAGUAAAAUUUUGCCAUAGAAAAUAAAACUUUUAGUUACAAUGAAUUAUUACCUUUCAGUUUAUGAAAAGAAGUGUAAGUCAUUUUUAAUACUGCAAGCCUUCAUUUUUCCUUCAUUUUGUGAUCCAGGGCAGUCUUAUGACUACCCUGUGAGCAGAGACUACAUGUAACUUUUUCACACUGUGAAAUCCACCAUACAUGUAUAAUUAUUUUACUGAAAAUACUUACUGCACUACAUUCAAUACAACAUUUUGAAGGUUCAGAGAGAGAACGUGAGAGAGAGAGAUUUUUUGUGUAGUAUGUAGAUAUAUUUACAUGUGAAGGCAUGUACAGGGUGGCCAAGCAGUUAACCCCUCAAACUCCUCAUAUGGGUGUCCGGGGUUCAAGCCUCGCCUGUCACGGUGUUCCCUUAGACAAGGAACUUUACUACACUUUUUCUCUCUUCACCUAGGUGUAUAAAUGGGUACUGGCUACAUACUGCUAGGGGAUAACCCUGCGAUGGACUAGCAUCCCAUCUAGGUGGGAGUAGCAAUACUCUUAGGCAUGAUUCAUGCUAGUUAUGAGUCCGGGAUAAGCUUGUCUGGCUGUCUGUGCCUUUGGCUUGUGUGCACCUUUACCUUUAAGUUUAUGUAUUCAGAUGCGAUUUUACCAUCUGAUAAUAUCAGAAUUUAGACCUAAAAGUUUCCUUUUCUCACUGUGCUAGGCGGAUGUAUGUCAUGCCUACCAAAUUCUCCACAAGAAUGGUAUCCCUGAUGAGAACAUUGUGGUCAUGAUGUAUGACGACAUCGCUCACAACAAAUUGUAAGUGUGGAAUCAACAAAAAGGUGACAUAUAUGUGUAAGCUUUUUUUUAUUUCUUGGUGUAAACACUUUCAGCCCUAACAGUCAUGGCAAAAGGAAAAAUCACAAAAAAACAGAUCGAUAAUUUUUUUUUCUUUUUGUGAAAUUUAUUUUCUGAGAAAUAAAUAGUAUUGUGCAGAAGUAGAGUGAUUUUACUUAAUGUCCUGUGAAAUAGGUAGUAGAAUACUACGCACUAUUUUGCACUAAAUCCAUUGUCCUUGUUGUUUACCUCUUGCUACCUGUAUUUUGCAGUAUUUUUUUGGUACACUGAACAUGUAUCUGUUUUACGGUUCAGGUAAAAAAAUCACUUUAUUAUAAGAGAUUCAGAUUUGUGCCCUCUUAUGUUUUCGUACCCAGCAAUCCAACACCUGGAGUCAUCAUCAACAAGGUACAUGAAUACUUUCAGUUUAACACUAUAAUUGAACAUUUUAGUUACCACAGAAGGGCUGAAUGUAGCCUUCACCAUAGAUGGAACAAAACCUCUGGGCUGGGGUCAAUUUAAUAAUACUUUUACAAGUGUAAUUUAGGAGUGUAGCCAUUGCUUUCAGACUCUAAAACAAUGGCUACACUUGUAAAUUUUGUAAAAGUUGUAUUAAAUUGAACCCUGGUUAAGAACAUCUACAAAGCAGCACCAAAAUCCUUGUUUUGGGCCCCACUUGUGUACCAGAAUUUGAUUAUGUACCGCCUGUUAAAAAAAAGGCAUUAGGGAAAUUUGAAAUGCAUUUCCUUGAGUCCAUUGGGGGCUCAGAACAAGGACAUCAAUUUUAUUCUACUAAGCGGGGUUAGAUUAUGCCUGCAACAGAGGCUAUAAGGCUGCAUUAAUCCAAGGUAAUAAUAAUAAUAAUAAUAAUAAUAAUAAUAAUAAUGAUAAUAAUAAUGCAUUAUGUUCAAAGUUAUAAUAAAUUAUUGCAGUAAUUCAUUACAUUGUUAUGUAUAGCUGUAUCAUAUAACCUUAGACAUAAGAAGCAUAGAGCAGGUGGUCUCAUACUAACACAUGUUAGUUUAUGCUUACAAUAAUUUGUAUAUCGUGGUUGUAGUUAGUAGUGCACAGGCUUCCUACUGUAUGUCUGUGCAUGCCUGUCCUUAUGCUGUUAAUAGUGUUGAUCAUUAAAUGAACAAAUUUUGUUCCUGCCUUAAUUCUUUAAAGGUUAAUUAUUCUCUCUUUCACGGAUAAUAAUAUUUGUUUUUUUUUUGUUUGAAAUCAGCCUGGGGGAAAAAAUGUGUACCAAGGAGUACUAAAAGAUUACACAAAAGAGGUGAGAGUGAUUUUGCAAUAUCAGUUUGAAUACUAAGGUGCAAGUGGUCAGGCCAUUUGGCAUUUUCUUGUGGUUGAUACCUGAACUUCUCUUUACAGAUUACCCACUAAGUAAGGUUACAACUGGUAGUUUGUUUGAAUUCUUGUGGGAGAUGCCUAUCCUAUACACAGAUUACUCACCUAGGGUGCAACUUUUUUACCAAGGGAUGUAGGGCUUGGCUGCUGAGGAAAAGCUAAGCAGUCUUAAUAUUUAUUGUUUCCUGGAGCAAUUUCAGCCAGCUGUAACCACUCUUCAGUCGGUGAAGUUUAGCAAAAUCCCUGGCAACUGGUAGCCCUGUUGAGUGCUGCUGGGUGAUGCCUGCCCUGUGCACAGACCAUUUACCUAAGGUGCAACUAACAACCCACAAAAAUUCUUGUGAUUGUGGUUGAAAACAAUGUUGUCUUGGGAAAAUCAAUUCUUAAUUAUAUGCCUUUUUUAUUUUAAUCUGAAAUUUUUAAAGGAGGUGACUCCAAAAAACUUCUUAAACAUCCUAAAAGGAAACAAGGAAGCCAUGAAGGGCAUCGGCAGUGGUAAAGUGAUUGACAGGUGUGUAAAAUUUAGUUGAAAGGAAGUGAAAUGUGUAAAGAAAACCAUAGAAUCAUCCUCCAUUUACAAGCUUCAGUGGGAACAGACCUACCCAAGACAGGACAGACUGAAACUGGACUCAAACAGUGUAGGUCCCCUAGGGCUCCAAAAAAUUUCUGGAGAGUCUCCGGACAUGAUGACCAGCCAAAUUCAUUUUAGCUCGGUCAAGUGUCGUUUCUGGUCAGUCAAAUUUAUUGGAUAAAUAACUCAUCAAACAGGGGCCUGUGAACCAAAACUGGCAUUAUAUAUUUCCAAAAAAGUGGUUGCUUAGAGCCUACAGAACUUUAAAGCACUCAUUGUCAAUAAUGAAAAUAAAUUAACGUACACAUUGAAUUUGUUGGGUGCCUCCAAAUAUAAUGAUUUCUGUUUGACAGUCCGUAUCACAGUGUGAGAUCUUGAUCCUAGAACUCCACUGGUAAUCCAAGUUACUCCCCAUUACAGCAAAAGAAAUUUUUUUUUCCUAUCGAGAAAAUUAACUAAUAAAAGUGAAAAUGUUUUCAAUUUUGUGCACCCAGGAUUUCAGAUCAAAGUUCAUCAAUACACAGCUACUGGCUACGCACUGAUAACAACCGAACAGCACGAUCAGAUAUGACUGGUCAACAUGAUCGGCAAGACAAAAGGUUGACCGGUCAACUCCCCAAUCAGUCCGGACAUUGUCCGUUGACCAGCCAUUAUUUCGAGCCCUGGUCCCAUGCAACCAAGUGCAGCCCAUACAUGUAGGAAAUCCCACAACCUAAUGGCAGACAAACAAAGGAGUAAAGCUGUACUCUAACAGCACCCAGUGGCCCCUUGUACCUAACUCGUGCUCCUGGGUGACUAGAAAAUCUUAGUUUUCUCAUAGUAAGAACUGUUAUGCCAGGCACCCUGAAAUUUAGCAGGGUUAGAGCACGGGCUCCCUUUAAUUUUUCUUAGAGCAUAGGCUUCACUUGCAGGAGUGGACUUUGCCAGAGAUUUGUUACGUUCUGGGUGGGUCGUUGACAUCUCAAGUGAUUCAGAUCUUUGACUUUGUUACUGAAUCAUUCAUUUUUUAAUUGGUUUAUUUUUUAGUGGACCCAAUGAUCAUGUUUUUGUCUACUUCACUGAUCAUGGUGCGCCAAACCUUAUUGCUUUUCCAGACAGCGUGGUAAGUUGAACUAAAAAGGAAAAUAAAAUAAAAUAAUUAUAGUGAUGUAUUAUUAUUAUUAUUAUUAUUAUGUAAUAUUCCAGGUGAAAUUAGUCCUGAAUAGGACUGUCGUUGUUGACAGUGACUGACGUUUCGACAACGUGUACAACAGUCAUCUUCAAAGUGAGUUGUAUCACGUCAGUUGAUGGUAUUCAACUCUGGUUAUUGACUUUAUUGGUCAAUUAAGUCACGAUGCUAUUGGUCGUCUGUUAGUUAAGCCAUAAUGUUAUUUGCUUUGAAGACUUGUAAUGUCAUUGGUGCAAUUAAAUAAUUAUAAUUAUUAUUAUUAAUUACUGUACAGUAACUGUCUGUCAGUUUUUUCAAAGUUUUUGUAUGUUGUUUGUAGCUUGAACUGGGGUACCAGUGCUUGGGAUACAUUAUGCUAGACAGUGUUUACAGUAUUUAAGGUGUUGAAGUACAUAACUGUUAAUUUUUUCACUUUUUUCUAGCUCCAUUCACAAGACUUGUUAGAAGCCAUCAAUUAUAUGCACGAGAAUAAGAAAUUUGCCAGGGUAGGAAAAACAUGUUACAGUUUGUACAUACUGUAGAGGGGGUUAUCCCUUAAUGGAGCUGUUUUGCCUUGUGUCAAGUGCUAGCAUCCUUGUGUGCCUCCAAGUGUGUCAGGGUCUGACUCGCUCUCUCACACUUCCCCUUUGGGUUUAUUCAAGGGCUGUCUUGGCCACACAUCCAUCUAGGCCCCUCACUGCAUGACCAAUAAAUUUUGUUCUUUUAUCUGCUCCGCAAUCAGCCACUGCCCUGCUUGUGUCCACAGCUCUUCAUUUCUGAUUAUUCUGGGCCUCCCAAUCCUCAGGUUGCUCCUUAGGAACCUGUUUAUGUUCACCUGAAACUAAAAGCUUUUCCUGAAACUUCAGUUCCUUUUUUCAGUCGUCAUGCAAUCUCCAAGUUUCUGCACCAUAAAAGAGCACUGACCAUUUGACUCAAAAUUUCUCAAGUUUGUCCUAUUAAUUUUGUCAGUGUUGUGGACCAUUAUGGGGCCUGGAUGUCCUCCUCAGUUUCUUCUUUCUAACUCACAAUAUUCCUAUUAAAAGGUACCUCUUCAAUCUGCUCCCAUGCAAUCAUCAACCUGUUUGGCACUGACACUCAUUUUCUUCUUCUUGGUAACACUGAUUUUUAGACCAACCUUCAUGUACAUUCUGUUCCUCUAAAGCCUGUGUUUUGUCCCUUGUGUUCUGUGUCCUGUGUGACAACAGGGCCAGGCCAUUGGGAAAACAGAUUUUUCUCGGGAUGUUGUGAUCGGGGACCACUGAAUACUAUGCCUCUUUUUAACAUAGGCUGUCCUCCUCACCUAAUCCAGAGUGACGAAAAAUAGCAAGGGUGACUGAGUAAGCAACCUCGUCCCACGUUUGUUCUCGUGCUCAAUGGUGUGGAAUUCUACAUGUAACCAUCAAGCAUAACCUGCGUUAAAAAACCCUUCUACAGUACUCUAAUGAUAGUGACUUUCUUAUUACAGGAAUUCCAUAGUGUCACAAUUUUCCAUAAGUUAAAGCAAUUUAUAUAAUGUUAAAUGAAAAUCAAAGUUAACAUAGUUGACAUGGCACUGAAUAAUAAUCUGACUUGAGUUCUGUUACGUUUUUAAAUUUAUUCCUGGUCACUAGAUGGUGUUUUACCUAGAAGCAUGUGAAUCAGGCUCCAUGUUUGUGAAACUUGAAAAAGAUAUCAAUGGUAUGUUGACCUCCAGUCUGACAUAUUUAAUAAUAAUGCAAUAUUUUUAAAAUAACACAACUGCCCUUGAUAUUACUCUAAAAGCAUAGGCACAUGUUUUCGUAAUGUGAACUGUCAUGCAAAAAUAGAAAAUUUAACAGUUGUCAGUAGUGGCUGUUUUUCGCAGGCUAGUUCACAGUGCAAAAAAAUGUAGCCUCUGCUCAUGGGGUAGCUGGCCUUAAUAGUGCUUGUCAGUACUGUAGGCUGGUCUGAUAACCAGCUAGAAGAUUAGGCACUUAAGUGAAGAAAUUUGAUUGUUUUAUUGGCAUUUUCAUAGUAUGCUGAGCCGUUAAGUGUGCUGGUGUUCUAUUUUCUCUCAAGUUGUAAUAAAACAACCUAUAUACAUAAUUUAUAAUUAUCGUGAUUUCUCUCUUCUGGCUAGCAGUCCUCAAAUAUCCUUUUCUAAUAGCUUUUUGCAUCUUUCAAGAUUGCUGUAAAUCUAAUUUAUAUUACGUAAAUGAAAAUUAGCCACUCGGAAACGGGCUGAAAUAUUUUGAAUAACAUAAAAUUAUAAAUAAUUCAAACUAUACCUUAAUUAUAUUUUCCCAGAAAUUGCUUUUUCUUUCUUUUUUUCUAUUUUUUUGCUAUGCUAGUGUUUGCAACCACAGCUGCAAAUCCUCAUGAAUCCUCUUACGCCUGCUACUAUAGUAAGAAAUACCAGACGUAUCUUGGAGAUGUGUACUCUGUUAAAUGGAUGGAAAACUCUGACAAGGUAUUUUUUAACAAAAAAAGAUAUAUAUUACAAAAUAAUUAAAUUUCUUGUUUCAACCAUGAAGGUACUUUAAGGUUGUUUUGAAUUCUUCUGCAGUCAUACUGCAUUACUAGAAUCAACAAGAACACUCCUAAAAGUGUUAAGUCUCGCUUGCUUGGAGAUAGAUAAGAAAUGAGGAGGCAAUUAAUUCUACAUGAAACAGGGUCUCCUUGCAAAAAGUUUCUCAUGUCCUACAUGUACUUUAUCAGUGGUCGAGUAUUCUUCAGGCUCCAGUUGUUCAAAUGCUGGAUAGCUAGUGCUAUCAACCAGAUAAAUUACUAUCCUGAGUGGAUAAAUAUUAGGGAAACCAAUUUGCCCUAUCCACUGGGUAGAGAUUUAUCAAGUGGAUAGCAUUAUCCACCUUUCAAACAACUGGGCCCAGGAUAAUUAUUUACUUUUUAUAUCAUACUCGAAAAUUUGUUUCUGAAAAUUUAUCAAAAAUAGUAUGCAUGUAUAAAUACACAACAAUUAAUGGCCUUGAUUCGAGAGAAAUUACAUAAUUGCCAAAGAACGAAAACGUGGUGGACAUGACGAGUGUCAUUUCAACCAUUGCUGAAAAAAACUGCAUGCUCAUCACAAGACUGAUUGGCAGAGAUGACAUUUGUAAUGAUGUCAUUACCCUCGCGCUGAUUGGCGGAAAUCUGAUGCGUGAUAGCUCAGUUGACAGGGAGCCACGGGGAAGUGGAGGUGGAAUUCAAAUUCCAGAGAUGUAGUUGCGAAGCUCUCCUUCCUUUUCUCACCCUGCCACUAGAGCACCGCGCCAAGCUUGCUCUCAGGCUAACCAGCUAGCCUUGCUUUAGUCUUGCUACUAAAGCAAGCAAGACUAAAAAUUAUAAUUUCAAACUCAGGGUUACAUGGCAAGGCCCCGGGUGCCUCCUGGCCUAAUAUGCCACAUUCUUCGGUCCUUUGUUUUACAAUGUUUACUAGGUGGUUUUCCAGAAGAAGUAUCUUGGUGUUUAUCAGAAAUUAUUUACUAGAAGGGCUAUUUUAUAAUAAUGAUGAUGAUGAUUUGAAGGUAGCACAUCCACAAAGUGGUUCUUCGUCUACCCGAUUCCUGAUCAAAUUGGAAUUUGGAAAUGUUGGUUUUUGAGGAGAGGGGAAAACUGGAGUACCCGGAGAAAAAACCUCUCACAGCAAAGGAGAGAACCAACAACAAACUCAACCCACAUUUGGCAUCGACGCUGGGAUAUGAACCCAGGACACAUUGGUGGGAGAGGCAAGCGCUCUCACCACUGCGCCAUCCCUUGCUCCCCACCAGCCUGUCAAAAGCAAUAUUUUUAUCCACCAAUGCUGGCCCUUUUUGCAUACCUUAACAUGUUGAUCUGUUUGUUUCUCUUUAGGAACAUCCAACAUCCUGAUCAUUUCAGGGAUGAUAAUUAUUAUGUCUGGACAUUUUGCAGGUUGAUCUCAGUGAGGAGUCUCUUUUGAAGCAAUUUGAAAUUGUUAAAAGGGAGACAAACACCAGUCACGUUCAGAAAUAUGGAGACAUGGUUAGUAAUCUUAAUAAUAUUUGAGAUUUUCAUUUUUGUACAACAGACUUAAUUUACACUGUAAUAACAAGCUCCAAGCCUUUAGUAAGCCAUGGUGACGGAAUGAAGAGAUACUCAUGUAGAAGUGGCAAUAGUGAGUCAAACUGUUGAUCGAAGACAGGUUGGAUGUCACAACUGUGUUCAUAUUGAUGUUCAGUCACCCUUAAUUGAAGGGGUGCAUGGCUCAAGUCUCCUUUUGAUUAACAAGAAUAUCCAAUGCACAUUGAAAGGAGACUCUCACUUUUUUUUUUCAGAAGUCGCUUGAGGUUUUAUUCCAGGUACAUGUACCUCCUCAAAAGUCUUCAGUGCACUCUGUUUUAAAAUAUUGCCUAAGUUUAUGAUGAGAUUUUCUCAGCAGUCAGUAAAAUUUUCGAAUAGUGAAAAAAUUAUGAAUCUGAGUUCUAGAUGGGACACUCUAACCACUGAUUGCGCCACUGGAACUCAUAUUUUUUGUGUUCUAAAACACGGUAUGAUGGCCAUUGUAAAAUGGAUCGACUUCCUAUAAAGAGAUUUUUACCAAUUACAAUCGAUGAUCAAUCAAGUGGGUCAAUCUGAUUAUUUCUGAUGAUUGAUUAUGAAAUCUCAGCCGAAAACAUUCCUCAAAACAGUCAAGCCUCCAGCCCAGAUUAGUCAGAGAAAACGGUUGUACAUGUAUCUCACUGUUUUGAAAUUCCUUAAUUUGCAAUAUAUUAUAGGCAUUUGACCAUGAAGACUUAGAUGACUAUCAAGGUGAUGGACAAGGGAAAUCUUCUGGAAUUACACCAGAAGAGUACAGAAGUGAACCAAUUGUAAGUCAAACACUAUAAUGACAUUAUUGUAUCAUUAUGCAUUAUUUUUCUGAUAGUUAUUAAGUCAUCAUCAUCAUCAUGCAUGCCAGUAGGCGCGUAGGCCUCCACGCUGUCUGACCAACACUUUCUGUCUCAUGCAACUCCUUUAGCGACUUUCCAGUUCUUCCACCCUGCUUUGUUUCACUCUUUUUUGUUUUGGUCCAGGUUUCAGAAAUUCUGGAUAUCGGUCAAAUUUUGUUGUCUGUGUGUUUUGUGUCACAGUCCAUUAAUACAAGAAUAUUCAGCCAUCAUGUCAUUGACCAAACUGUCAUCAAAUUAAUGCUUUCUUGUGUUCUCGACUGGAACAAAGCUGGCAGUCCCAAGAAGGUUGGAUAGACCCAUCUCAUCCGUUCAGGAGCCAAUCAGAAUGGAUUGAAGAUUCACUUCAUCUCUUCCUGUCACAUAGUCAGCCAUUAUAGAGCGUUUUCAUUCACAUGGCCAGCAUCUAUACAAAUUUAUCCCUCGCUUUCUUUAACAAAUGUAUUCUUCUCAGGUCGAGGGUGUCCUAAACAAACCUUACGGUUGUAUCGACGUCAAAGUAACAUAACCUUGUGGUUGUACCGACGACACUGCUGUACACUUUUGCCAGAAAAAUAAUUGAUUACAUGGCUGCUUAGGAUUUCCUGUGUUGGUCCAGCAAAUAAAAGUUUUUGGGGGGGCCAUAUGAAGGGCCAGGCCCAAAAUAUUUGGAGAGGAACUCAAAUCACAAGAAGGCACUUUUGUUUAUUAUUAUUUGUUGAACAUUCCCUUACUUAGGUGAAUUUUUUUCCGUUAUUUGUUUGAUCAUGUAAUAAAUGUAUAGCCAACUUCAUGCCCUGCAAUGCUUACCUACAUGGACUAAUGAAGUUUGUUUGGCAAUUUUAGACUGAUGCUGUUCCUGCUCCAGAUGUCCACCUUAACAUUCUCCAGAACAGGUUAAAAGAUGCAAAAUCUGAUGAGGAGGAAAUGAGGAUUGCCAAAGAAAUAGAAGAUCUAAUUGAGGUGUGUGAGUCUCUUAGU